GUUCCAGUCUCGUCGCAUCGUAUUUUUUACAAUCAACUCUGUUUGCGCUUGUCUCUUUACAAUCCUCGAGGCGUGCGAAAAUCAGAAAAACUGCUCUUCUCCAAAAAACGCCAGAAAUAAGACAUUCUCAGCGUCUUCUUUCACUUUCGGUGCUGGAUUCUAUAUCUACUUACACAACCUUUUCCCAUACGUCUCCUGUAUGUGGAUCACAAAUUCGCGGCAGCUCGAUGAACUCGUCUUUGUUCGAUCCGAUUAGGAGGUAGUCGUGCUGAUAGAAGAAGCACUGCUAGUGCUGUUACUGACGGUCCCAACCAAGCCUUUGUGCAACUCGAAAUAGCGCACCAUGAUGAGAGAAGAUAUAAAGGAGUCACAAUGAUCAUGACGGUUGAGUAGAAAAACAGUCGUGGCAGUCGUAUCUGCGUAGUCCUUUCUACUUCUGGCAUCGUCAAAGACUCGCUCUUCGCGUUGAGAAGAUAUAUCGAGGGAGAGGCAAAUGGAUUUUCGAAAAAACUGCUAUCUCCAAAGAGGCUUUUCCGUUUCAUUAGAUUAGGGUAGAAAUCGGUCCUAGAUACCAGAAUAUCACAAGGGAGUUCACUAUUUUCUCAACCCCCCUUCUAAUCGACAUUUAGAAACAAGAUAGAAGGACAAGCACGAGACCAAUACCGGAAUAUAGAAAUAAGACGUUCUUUCGAACAUAAAAACAUAAAGAUGGCUGCUCUGGAGCUUCAAGAGAGCAGACCUAUGGAGGAGGAGAUGAAUGAAACUCCUCCUAGUCGAAAUUUCCAAGAAACGGACGUCCUCCAGCAGAGUUCCUCAGGCGAAAAGAAGGUCGAGAAAUUCAUCAACAUCCUCAACUGUGCAGGCAAUAUACUCGCCAAAAUCCCUGUGAGAAACGUAUGUCGCAGAACUGAGGAUAUGAAAGUUGAAGAAGAUAUUCAAGAUCAGAAAGAGAGCUCAUCAUCUUGCACCGGUACUAGUGCUCGUCAGGACAAUUUCAGAGGCGAUAGCGAUAGGGUACUAGUAGCAAGCUCUGCAGUCAAUUCGAUUCUUAGUCGUUGCGGAUUGCCUUCAAUUAAGGACGAAUGCCUGCAGAUGAAGGAGGAUCGUCGGUUGUCGGUGUCAUCAGUGUCGACAGAUGCGACUACCACGGCUGCAAGUGGCAACAAUGAUAAGCAAGAUGCGAUGAAUGAGGAGGGCAACCACGAAGAGACAAAGGAGUUGUCAGCAGCUGAUAUCUGGAUGCCUGCUUUGCGUGCGGUAUUCAAGCGCUUUUUGUUGUGUGAAUGUGCUGACGUGAAUCGCGAGGUUUUGAAUCUAGUACAAGACGAACUCACUCCCGACGUCACCAACUGGGUCGGUUAUUCUCGGCGAACGAUCUUUGAGAGCACUGCAUUGGUAAAACGUGUGACGAUUUCUACUCUGAGCGCGCGUCCGAGUCCGGCACAGAGACCAGCGAUGCUGGCGGAACAGGGGAAGACUAGAGCUGGUGACGCGUCCUCGUCUAGGAGACAGCAGGUGAAUGAUCAGGAGGUAGUGGCUGCAGACAUCGCUGGUGAAGGAGGGAACGCUGCUGACGCUCACCGGAACAACGAUGCUGAUGAAAAACAGGAACAAGACGAAAAUCCGCUUCAGAAUCAGAGUGAGACGAGUAGCGGCGUCGCAGAUUCAGACGACGACUUUUUUUCUGCGCUCCUUCGAGACGAAUCCAGUUCUAGUUCACAGGAGAAAAAGAACACGAUCAGUUCUAGUGGUAGUGCUAAUCAAAAUAUAUCUUCUUCAUCCUCAACAAAAACCACCGCAUCAUCUUCGCGUAUGACCCUAGAUAGCAAUGGGUGUACACAGGAGGAGAUCACGAACUGCAAAUUACGCAUCUACAUCGAAAAGAGCAAUCGCGCAGCUUGGCUAGAGUUCGCCUACGAGGUGGAUGGUUGGCCGAUGAAGAAAGAGAGGCCUUUGGCUUACAACAACAACGAUAUUCGAGCAGUGCGGAUUGUGAAGAUUAUGGUGGAAGGACUGAAUCAGGAUCGAUUGCGACAAAUUUUUGAAGUUUUUUAUUGACUUGUUGAUCAACACCUUCUAGCUCCGGUCUGAAAAGAGUUUGAUCUUCUCUUUGAGAAUUUUUUGCUCCUGAACCUGAUUUAUUAUUUGAACUCAUUCCUGGUCUAAACAAAGCACCUCUUCUGCGACCGCUUUGGAGUUGGAUUUGGUCACAGCACUCGGCUUCAUGGGUCAGACGUGUCGUCCUCGGAAAUUCGUCUUCUUUUUUUCCUGUGGGACUGACCGCGACGCUUUUCUCUCCACGCUGCAGUCUUUGCGGAGCUUUCGUUUCGGUCAAGAAGACGGCGUCCUAGUCGAACAUCAAUAUCACGAGUGGAAGCUAAAUGUGAAUCAGAACGACGAAAGUCUCAGUGUCUGGGACCGUCGUGACGAACUAUGCCGCAUCGUCAAGAGCGAAGAAAUUCAUACACGGAUGAAAGAGCUGGUAUUGGAACGAUCGAGCAUUUUGCGGGAAGAGGAAAUGUUUUUUUCGAAAAAUUUAGUAGAAGGAGCAGAGCUGCUAGAUCAUGAUCAGGAACUCAAGCAUGAAACUGACGACAUCGGAAAAGAUAGGUUACACGAAGAGGCGAUGUCCUUGUGGCGCAAGUUUGAUCUUUUCGAAGGUCUACUAGCCAAUUUACGGAAUGUGGACUUGAUGCCGGCUGAGGAAUUCGGCUGCAUGGCUGUUGAUGGCGCCGAAGACGAAGGAGAAGCAGAAAUGAUAGUGGAAAACUUCUAUGCAAUCGUACCAAUUAUUGAUGGAGGUAGUGUUUGAAAAAAUGACUAUUCAAUUUUGCAAGUGAAAUGUAAGGCUGUAGUUCAUGUUUGUUUUUUGGGUAGUGAAUUUCUUACCCUUACGUGUAGUUUUGGCAAUCAUUUUUGCAAUGUCGUACUUGAUAAGCUGAAGCUACUGGUGGGCAUGGGCUAGACGUACAUUAUAAGAACUUUUUUUUGAGAGUCCAACUAUGCCGCCAUAUGAUGCAUGUAAGAUUAAGAUGCGAGCUUUUUUUCUACGGAUAGGAGUAUGAAUAUGAUCUUGAUCUUUUUCAACGAAUAUGAAUGAAGUAAGUACUUGCUUGAUAGUAGAACAAGAUAGCUGUAAGAAGUCUAAGAAAGAAAGUCGUAACAAAGAAUAUCGCGUUCAGUGCAAGUCAGAAAUACCUUUGGUAAUGGUAGCAUUAUACUUGUGGAAAUUCGGAUAUAUACCAAGUUCUUUUAUCUAUCGGAUUGAGUAGACGGUCGAGGAUAGGAGUUACAGGUCGUUGAAUCAAUGAUAUUCGUGAGCUACAGCAUGUUGAUUUCUCUCAUCGAGAAGAUGUUUGCUCAUUUUUGUCUUUUUGCAGUACUAGUUUUAGUUAUACUGGACUAGUAGUUCUUGGCCUCUAAGUAUAUUCGAAGAAUGUAGUUGCAAUCGAGCAGGUGAUAAAUGAGUUCAUGGGUAGCUAA
This is a messenger RNA of Amoebophrya sp. A25, 3483 nucleotides long. The record is from the annotation of a GenBank genome assembly. NCBI's taxonomy places the organism in Eukaryota, Dinophyceae, Syndiniales, Amoebophryaceae.